Kogia breviceps (pygmy sperm whale) is the source of this 2739-nucleotide messenger RNA. RefSeq names its product ST3 beta-galactoside alpha-2,3-sialyltransferase 2 (gene ST3GAL2). Gene Ontology annotation, cellular component: membrane. The record is from RefSeq and is a predicted model, not a curated record. NCBI's taxonomy places the organism in Eukaryota, Metazoa, Chordata, Mammalia, Artiodactyla, Physeteridae. Gene Ontology annotation, molecular function: beta-galactoside (CMP) alpha-2,3-sialyltransferase activity. Gene Ontology annotation, biological process: sialylation.
UUGCUCGCUUGGGGAGGGCACGGCGGGCAAGGGCGGGACUGGCCCGCUGCGGGCGGACUGGGGAGCCGCGGAGAUAACGGGUCCAAACGCUGGCGGCGGCGGCGGCUUUCUCUGCACGGGCGGAGGCGGCAGCAGGAGCGGCGAGUAUGGCCCGCGCGGCGCUCGGCGCUGACUGAGAGUCAUGCUGCGGCAGCCUGGCGCCUGACGAGUGAGGGGAACCUGCCAGGGGAUUACUGCUAGCUCAGGGCAGGACAGAGGCCUCAGGGGAGCGGAGAUGGGCAGAGCAGCCUCCAAGACUGGGCCAGCAGCACCAAGACGGAGGCCUGGGCCCUGGCCUGGAGCUCGGCUCACACUCGCUGGGCUCACACUCGCUGGGCUGACCCCGGUGGCAUUCGAAGCAACACCCUGCUGAGAAGCGGCUGUUCCCAGGCCCCAGAGGACCUCAGAGCAGGAGCCGGAGUCUGACCACCCCUACACAACGGCAGUUGGGGCUGCGACUGUCGGGGGAAGGGGCUGCCGCCUCAGAUGGGAAGUAGAAGGGCAGAGCCUAACGCCAGGAGUAUCUUGGGCUCUGAAGAGUUUUCUGGAACCCACGGAGCUUCCUGGGUUUCUUCUCUCUGGAUUGGGGCUUGGUUCCCUUUCCUCCCCUGGCAGAGGGGUUGGGCCCUGCGGGCCAACUGAGAGAGGGAAGACUCUUACAUGAAAUUCAGGCUGCUUGAAGCCCACGUGCUCUCUGCUGUGGUUGGGGUUCAAGGGCUUCCCUGCUGCAGGGGACGAGGGGCUGCCUCGGCAUCUGCUCAUGAGCCACAAGGACCCUGAAUGCUCCAGACUGGAUCGUUUCAAGCCGCCAAAGAGGUGGACCCCCAGAGCUGGCAGCCAGCAACCCCAAGGGACUAGAGGGCUGGGAUGGACUGACCUCCCCCUUGCCAGGGCUCCAGGAGAAGCAGAGCCUCUGUGGCCCAGCUAGUGACGGAGAGACCCAAUGAAGCCAUAAGCAGGGCCAGGCGGCUCAGGGACAGGGGAGCCACUGCUGCUGACGUGCUUUCUCCUACGCUGAAGAGGGCCGUGGCGUGGGACCCCUGCCCCUGAACCCUCCUCGGCACGUGCCCAUAUGCCCUUUGCGCGUGGUGCCAGCACAAGCAGGCUGCGCUGUGGCUGGCCCAUCAGCGGGCUGGGAAAGGAGUGGCCACGGUGACCCCCGCCUGACUGCCGGGCUGAGGCCCCAGCUCCCCGGGGCGCCGAACCAUGAAGUGCUCCUUGCGGGUGUGGUUUCUCUCCGUGGCCUUCCUGCUGGUGUUCAUCAUGUCACUGCUGUUCACCUACUCCCACCACAGCAUGGCCACCCUGCCCUACCUGGAUUCGGGCGCCCUGGACGGGACCCACCGGGUGAAGCUGGUGCCCGGCUACACCGGCCUUCAGCGCCUAAGCAAGGAGGGGCCCGCCGGCAAGAGCUGUGCCUGUCGCCGCUGCAUGGGUGACGCUGGCGCCUCUGAGUGGUUUGAUAGCCACUUCAACAGCAACAUUUCCCCGGUCUGGACCCGAGAGAACAUGGACCUGCCCCCAGAGGUCCAGAGGUGGUGGAUGAUGUUGCAGCCCCAGUUCAAGUCACACAACACCAACGAGGUGCUGGAGAAGCUGUUCCAGAUAGUACCGGGCGAGAACCCCUACCGUUUCCGGGACCCCCGCCAGUGCCGGCGCUGUGCUGUGGUGGGGAACUCGGGCAACCUGCGGGGCUCUGGCUACGGGCCGGAUGUGGACGGGCACAACUUCAUCAUGAGGAUGAAUCAGGCGCCAACCGUGGGCUUUGAGCAGGAUGUCGGCAGCCGAACCACCCACCAUUUCAUGUACCCCGAGAGUGCCAAGAACCUGCCCGCCAACGUCAGCUUUGUGCUGGUGCCCUUCAAAGCCCUGGACCUACUGUGGAUCGCCAGUGCCCUGUCCACGGGGCAGAUCCGAUUCACCUAUGCCCCAGUGAAGUCGUUCCUUCGAGUGGACAAAGAAAAGGUCCAGAUCUACAACCCAGCCUUCUUCAAGUACAUCCACGACAGGUGGACAGAGCAUCAUGGGCGGUACCCUUCCACUGGGAUGCUGGUACUCUUCUUUGCUCUGCAUGUGUGUGAUGAGGUGAACGUGUACGGGUUCGGGGCCGACAGCCGGGGCAACUGGCACCACUACUGGGAGAAUAACCGGUACGCGGGCGAGUUCCGGAAGACGGGCGUGCAUGACGCCGACUUCGAGGCCCACAUCAUCGACAUGCUGGCCAAGGCCAGCAAGAUCGAGGUCUACCGAGGGAACUGAGCCCAACCCAGCCGUGACUCUUCCGGCGCUACCGCGAGGCGCCGGCAAGCGCUCCAGCCGGGACUCAGGGUCAGCCCGGGGGUGGUGGCCUAAGCGCGGGCGCGGCGCCCGAUUGGGCGUCAGCAGGCAAUCGGGAGCGACGCCGCCGCAGUCUGGACCAAUCAUGCUGCAGUCUAGCGAGCGCCGGCUGUCCUCCGCCAAUCACGAGACUCUGGGAGCUGGCUGGGGCUAGCAUCAAUCAGCGCUGCCGCCUGCCGGAGCCUCUGUUUCUCCCAGCCAAUCAUGCGACUCAAGGAGAACUUCCGGCGCUGGGGCCCGUUUCCUCCAAUCAAUGGCCUUCGGAGGCGGGCCAGCGGCCGAUCAAUUCCCCACUCCCGUAUGCUUUUGGGUAGGAUUUUAUCGAUAUUUCGCGCUUUCAAAGGAGCAGAAGUUUGUUCCGGC